Molecule: messenger RNA, 312 nt
Organism: Penicillium odoratum
Lineage: Eukaryota; Fungi; Ascomycota; Eurotiomycetes; Eurotiales; Aspergillaceae
Exons: 1
Coding region: 1-312 (103 amino acids)
Source: RefSeq, a predicted model, not a curated record
AUGGAUACCUCCCAUCUAGUCAUUCAGCGAGUGGAACAGAAGAUGAACUUGCGCGGACGGCAGCCAGUGUGUCUAUGGCCGAACGCGAGCGAGGCCACUUCUUCAAGAAUAACCAGGUGGUGCCUGGAUUGGUUCCGACCUGCAUUCUACCAUGCCCCAGGUUUCAAGGAGCAGCCGGAAUCGAUCGUCUUCCAGGAGAUGUAUCCCUACCUCGUAACUCUUGAGCAAAUUAUGCCCUGGACGGACAAGCCAGGCCUGUACGCUCUUUCAUGGCCCCCAAGGUGGUAUCUGGCUGGCACCGAUGCGUUAUAA